Molecule: messenger RNA, 975 nt
Organism: Papilio polytes (common Mormon)
Lineage: Eukaryota; Metazoa; Arthropoda; Insecta; Lepidoptera; Papilionidae
Gene: Eip74EF
Exons: 6
Coding region: 415-975 (186 amino acids)
Source: RefSeq, a predicted model, not a curated record
UCGCAGGCCGAGCUCAGCAACAUCGUGGGACUCGCCGAGCCCGACGGCGACGACCCCGACGAUAUCCUCAAGCAGCUCGGCGAAACCGCCUUCGACAACUUCGACACAUUCUUUACCGACCUCACCAACUCCACCGCGACGCCCGUGCCGCCCAUUGAAAUUAAGCAAGAGGAAAACAACAAUAUAUCGCCGGCGUCGGGGAGUCAAAUACAAGGGCAGUACUACCAACAAAGUCAGAUUGCCGCGCCCCACAACGGACAGCAGCGGCUACAACAGUUGCUGCGGUCCGGAACUAGCGCCAUCAACAAUGCCGUGGCGAAUAAUAUAAGCAAUGGUCGCUACAACAUUGCAUCCGCGAAUCCUCUUCUCGCGGAGAAACUUGCCGCGACAUCUAGCGGCAUAAAGCAAGAACCCAUGAGCACGGAUUACAACGGAACGGGAAUGAGUUAUGGAAACGCUUCGCCGAUGCAGCGAGUGCCGAGUGGGAAGCCGCAGGUGCAUGAUGCUGGUGGAGGUAAAGUGGACGGCGAGCCGGGGUCGCUGGCGCUGGGUGCUCGCGGGUCGCUGGGUCGCGCACUGCUGCACGGUCUGCUGGCGCCCGCGCCCGCGCCUAGGCAUCACCACCUCUACACUGCGCCCAACACUGGGUCGCUACCUCCAUCUCCGGCGGACAGCGGUGUAUCGGACGUGGAAUCAUCGUCGUCAGGUGCGGGGUCGGCAGAGGAGCUGAAAGCGCGCCUGCAGCCGCCACCACCCGCGCCUUUCCCUGCGCCCUUCCUGCCCUUCUACCCACACCACCAGCUCGCCUCCUCGCUGCAGCACCAUGUCGCCACGCACACCAGGCCACCGGUGGGUGCGGUGAACGAGCGCGAGGCGUACGGCUACGGGUACGGGGGCGGGGAGGAUUUCAAAGUCUAUGUAGGCGACGAUCUCAUGUCCGGCUUCUUGAACGAAUCCAGUGCCCGUUCCAUGUGA